AGUGAUUUGACGUAAGACCCCAUGCAGGAAGAAAAUGGCCUCCCCGUUCAGUCUGCUAUGCUUGCUGUACAAUAUGUACAGGAUCCUGUACAAAAUGUACAAGCUAUGUGUGUAAGGAUGUGCUAUGACAGCUAAUACAGGUAUAGGGAGGUUAGCAUAGCUAACAGAUCAACGAACAAUAUAAGACCUUUACAAAAUGGCCGACGAUGAGGCAAGUAGGUUAGCCAAGCGGGAGGAGUACGUACAGAAAGCCAAGCUCUCGGAGCAGGCAGAGCGUUACGAUGACAUGGCGGAGGCGAUGAAGAAAGUGACGCAGAUGGGUAGCGAAUUAAGCAACGAGGAGCGGAACUUAUUGUCUGUGGCGUACAAAAAUGUCGUCGGUGCAAGACGGUCGUCGUGGCGGGUGAUUUCCAGCGUGGAACAGAAAACAGGGCCAAGCGGGGAGAACAGUGAACGGAAACUACAGCUCGCCAAACAAUACCGGGAGAAGGUUGAAGACGAGCUGAAAAAAAUCUGCGAUAAUGUUUUGGCUUUACUAGAUGAAUAUUUAAUCCCCAAAGCAUCAAAUGAAGAUAGUAAGGUAUUCUAUUUAAAGAUGAAAGGGGAUUACCAUCGAUAUCUAGCUGAGGUGGCCACAGGCGAACAUAGGAAAGUUGUUGUUGAAUCAUCGAAGCAAGCGUACAAAGAAGCCACCGAAAUCGCCAAGGAUAAAAUGCAACCGACGCAUCCAAUUCGACUUGGCUUGGCGCUAAACUUUUCUGUGUUUAAUUAUGAAAUACUUAACGAACCUGAAUCGGCCUGUCACACUGCCAAAGUGGCUUUCGAUAAAGCUAUUGCAGAUUUAGACACGAUAAAAGAUGAGUCGUAUAAGGAUAGUACGUUAAUCAUGCAGUUACUGCGAGAUAAUUUAACGCUUUGGACGACUGACACCCAAGAAAAUGCUGAUGUGGACGUAGAACAUGCUGCCGAACAGGACUAAUGUGCUGCCCCCUGUGAGAGGCGCAUGAACUGGUGCACAGUCAUCCAUCGUCAGCCAGAUAGAGAGUUCCCUAUCACCCCUAGAAACCUGUCGUCAACCCGGCAAAAAUACGAAACUACGCUGCAUAUCUAGAGGUCGAGGAAUCAUUUCAUUUAGAGGUGCUAUGAUCACCUUUGACCCCCAUACAUCUAUAAUGAACUUGCCUAAUGUAAGCAAUGUACUUCAAGAUGGAACUGAUCAUUUGGAUGGUUUAGGGGUGAUAUGAGCUCGAUCAUUCUCACUCACCCCUAUAACUCAAAAUGGACCCUGUAGAUGGACUCGGGUGCAUUGGAAUAGAUUAUUCCAUUUCGAAGAUCAGGGGUGAUAGGGAGAGUCAUUUCUGCAGACUAUCUGCUAUACUCUGUGUGUAAUUUUUGCAUGCAGGUUUUGACUUGCGUGUGAAUUGUUUUCUUAAGUGUGCUUAGACCGAUGAAAAAAUUCCUCGAUAAGAUCAUGACUUGGUACUUGAGUGAAGUCUUGUAUUGCAGUUGUGCUUCGUUAUUGAUGUAAAACAUACUAACCCAAAAUUUAUUUCACGAAAGGUUGUCCUGUCAGGAAUGUGAUAAAAUUACAUCCAUUUGAAUUGGGGUUUCAGAUUUAACAAACUCAUUAGUGGGUUUGGGGCCGUAGAUUUUGUAAAGGCAGCUGCAACGACUGGGGACUAUCAGUGUGAGAAAUUGCCUAUAUUGAAAACUAGAAAAGAAUUCCGAGAGCUUUUUCAUCGUUUCUAGCACAUAAUUUUAUUGAAGACUCAUAGGCCCAUACUGUGUUCUGGACAUUAUUCUGCAGAUUAUUUGAGGCUUUUAUGAAGUUUCUGGGGCCUAUAGGGCUUUCGGUAGAUUCUUGUAUCGCAAUUCAGACGUUCUAUUGUUAACACCACUGUAUCUCAUGAAAAAUAUAACAAUUUCUAGUCUUAUUGGAGGCUGAGACUCCAAUUCUUCCCUUUACCUCAACACGCUUCACAACGUCUGCCGUAUGAGCCUUUUUCUAAACAAUAUCUCGAUAUCUCGUACAUGAAUUAGUCGUGUAUUAUUGUUGUUGGCAUUGAAAGUGGAGCUAAGCCUUAAAAAAUCUGCAGAAGAGAUGACGGUUCUGGCCUUGAAGUUGAAGCAUAGCAGCUGAGUGUCCAUGCCAAGUUUCACUUCAUGUGACCAGUCGUCUGUGUACAAUACGGUACAAUGUCUCGUACAAAUGUAUGGCAGAUUUUGCCACGCUUGUGUUGGAGCCAACUCAAGAAUUUCAGAACCAUGAUUUUUUAUCAGCCGUUUAUGCGUAUCAAUAGACAUUUCCUCGAUGGAAAAAGUAGUCCCGAGAAGCCGAUGACGACUUUUUUCAUCCUGGUACGUGAUUAUAUUACAAUUGUUAUCGUUUGAAUUUGUAUCUUAAUGUACAAUGCAGUGUCUAGACUAUAUGGUAGGUGGCGCCGCUGUAUAGCCAUUCAUUGUUUUUAGCUGUAGAGUAUGUCAGGUUCUGCCCAGGGUUGCGAGAGAUUGUGAAAAUUGAGUGUUUCAUUGGACAGACUUGCCAAGAGGAAAUCGUUCAUGUGGUAAAAGUGUUCCCUGUUACAAGGUGUUCCCUUUUACCAGGUAUUUCCUGUUACCGGGUGUUCCCUUUAACCAGAUGUUCCCAGUUACCAGGUGUUCCCUCUACCAGGCGUUCCCUGUAACCCGUCGGGACUAUUUGGUCGAUUCCACUUAUUGGUGUAAUGGAACGAUAAAUGGACAGAUGCUGCUUCCAAUGGACAACAUUUCGCAAGCAAACAAGUCUGGCCAGGACCUCGAUCGCGACCAGUCUCUAGUCUCUAGUCUUCGUGUGGGUUAUGUGGACCCCAACUAUUAGUAAACCAUUACCAGAGUUUUGUCUACCAUGAAAAAAACAUUCUGUUCGGAUGAAUUUUGACAUAGGAGGAAUUUAGAGGCUAUUCAUUUCUUCCUGGUCCCAAUUUCUUGUUGGUCGUUUCGUCUAUUUCUGAUGUCAAAAUUAUGUUCAUUCAUUGGUGCACAUAUAACUGGUCAAGAUAGCUGUUUUCAUGGCAUUGCAGAGAAAUUUUUGAAAUCCUGUCCUUCAUGCCACUUUGUGAGGAUCUGAUUUUCAAAUGAAAUUUUUUUCUUCUGAUGCAAAGUUUAAAACUUUGUUUUUCUCAACAUUGUUGGUGCUUUGGUCACAUACUCAUGGGAAUGUUGUAUUUGAACUAACCCUUGACAUAAGUGGCACCUAGGAAGUUCACCUAGGCCCGGGGAGGCAAUCUGGGUAUGCACAUUCGUGUCCUUAAGUUUGCAGGCAAAGAGUGCACAUUCCUGCCAAAGUUGCGGGGAUGCGCACAUGGUUGAAAGCCCCUCUUGACUCCUCAGUGGAGCUCACCUGGCAAAAGCCCUGGAUAUUGCAAAACAGCCCUUCUGUUGCUGUUAUCUGUACAUGUAAUGUAAAAAUACGAUAUAGUCAACACACAAAAAGUGUAAAUCUUUUUGGAGAAGGAUAUGCAUACAUGUGCCCCUUCCUUAGGGAGAGGCCUCCCAAGGGGUUUAGGUUCAACAAGGUCCCAAAAUGCUGAAUGAAUAAUCUUCCUUAAAACAGUCCACAACUGAAGAACUAGAGUUAAAAAUCCGAUGCGAUUUAGCAAUUAGAGAUGGUGGUCUUUUCACCUGGUCGCUGUUGUUUUUUGUUUGUUUUUGUAAUGCUGUUUUCUUUAAAAACGGGUGCUAUAAUUAUAGUUCCCCUCCCGCGCUUGCCAGGGAUGGCAUUUAGAUUUCUAAAACUAAAUGGUUGUAGUAGCUCCAUUUUGGAAUGGAAAUGAACUUUUUAUCGUAUCCUAGUCUUGACGGAGACCGCUGGAAUACCCUGUCCGUUUGCAUAUUCAUUGUUACCCCACGCUCCCUGUCUCAUUGGAAUGACUUGAGGGGUUUCACCUUCUCUCAUACAACACAUUCUUGAAAGUGCCAAUGAAAACCAUUUUAUAUAUCUUCAGUCACAACGAUGUGUUCGUAAACAAAUAUGAAAAACUGAACUCAGAUCUUUUAAAACGCUCUCUUGCUCGCGUCUGUUGUGCCAAUCAAUAACAUUAUAUGUAUCUUCAGCCAAAACGAUGUAUUCGUAAUCGCUAUGAUCAAAUAAAAUAAAGUGUGCUCAAAUCUUUGAAAACAUUAUUUGAUACAACCAUUUGCAGUCAGACACUUUUUCAGAGUUUCCAUUGUUACACUCGAUAUUGCAGCAUUAGAAAGUGUAUUUUUUGCAACAUCUUGACGUGUUGUCCUAUAAAGACAGAAAGAUAGGGAGUGUGAUAGAAUUUUCCUGAGAUAUGGUUAUGACAGACCGGUUUCUGUGCUGUUGAACUCCAAGUGAACAGGAGUGUUGUCAAUCAAUAUUGCGACAUUGCCAAAUAGUUAUUGUAAGGGGCGUUGCUGCAACAAUGCUUUCUAGAAAGUCAAAAGGAUGGUGUCCCAUUAGUCUGCACAGUACAAAUGUAUACCCUGUGUCGGUAUAAACAGCAACAGUGUUCCCCAGAAAAUCGGUGUUCUCUAUUAAACACCAGUGUUGUCAUGGCAAACAUGACAGUUUUCCUGAUAACAGAAUGUCGUGCUGUGUAAUAGAUGUUGUGAACUUUUCCACAAAUACAUUUCAUUUGCAUAUGUCGUGCAGGCCUUUUCAAUUGCAUGAUGGUCAGAAGAUGUACUUGCCGGAUUUCACCAAGAAAAACCAAACACUUCCUCUGAAAAUAAAAUACUUGUAGUUUUGUAAAGACAGAGCAAAACCAGAUAAAUAGUAUUCCAUUUGUAUUUUGUCUUGAAUACAAAUACAAAAAGUCAUUUGAGAUACAAAAUUCAUGUAAUUGAAAGCAGCCUGCGGUGUGUCACACCCCUAAAAUAUCAGUCCACAGUUAGUCAGAAAAAUGAAACAUCCUGUCCAUGGGACUGAAACUGUUUAGAAUUGCCCUGCCAAAGGGGAACAGUUUGUGAGCUCAGAUCUCACCAGGUGCUUUUGGAAAAAGUCUUGUUGGAACAGUUAGGGCGAUUUUAGGAGGGUGACCACAUGAGGACACAUGUAUGCAAAGGUACGUUGAAUUGUCCAAUUUUCCUUUUGAGUUUUUUGCAUGAUUGUUUUUUAUCAUCAUCAGCUGUGUUAUGGGAAUGGUAGAUAUUAAAGCAGAAUUUAU
This is a messenger RNA of Lineus longissimus, 5168 nucleotides long. Its product is annotated as 14-3-3 protein zeta-like. The record is from RefSeq and is a predicted model, not a curated record. Gene Ontology annotation, cellular component: cytoplasm. The transcript has 6 exons. NCBI's taxonomy places the organism in Eukaryota, Metazoa, Nemertea, Pilidiophora, Heteronemertea, Lineidae. Gene Ontology annotation, biological process: intracellular protein localization; signal transduction. The coding region runs from base 197 to 979 and encodes 260 amino acids.